Messenger RNA from Haliotis rufescens (red abalone), 1669 nucleotides. Its product is annotated as inositol polyphosphate multikinase-like. The record is from RefSeq and is a predicted model, not a curated record. The coding region runs from base 248 to 1330 and encodes 360 amino acids. Gene Ontology annotation, biological process: inositol phosphate biosynthetic process. NCBI's taxonomy places the organism in Eukaryota, Metazoa, Mollusca, Gastropoda, Lepetellida, Haliotidae. Gene Ontology annotation, cellular component: nucleus; cytoplasm. Gene Ontology annotation, molecular function: inositol-1,4,5-trisphosphate 3-kinase activity; inositol tetrakisphosphate kinase activity. The transcript has 6 exons.
AUGUCGAUGACGAACAGUGUCGCGGACACCUGCUUAGUCUAGCAGUAGCGACACGGUAGCGACCAAUUACGAAACUAAUGCUGUUAAUUCUUACCUCGUGUCAACGAGUACAUUUUUUGACAAAUGUCCUCUUAUCAAACCGCCCCCCUGGCUAGCCUGGUCUUUGGAAUAUACGGUUAUCAUACCACUGUCAAAGCUGUAACGGGGGCCGUAUAAGUGCUGGUCAGUUGCAAUUAGUGAGAGCGUUAUGGCGAUGACCCACGUGGAACACGCGCUGACCCCCGGGGUCACGUACACGAAGUUCGGAAAGAAGAGAAAAACAGGGGUUGUAUACCUGGGCCAACACGCUGUUCUCAAGCCCGUCCAAAACUGUGUGUCAGGACGUCGUGAAGUCGACUUCUACACCACCGUCUUCCAUCAGCACAACGACGAGGUUGACGACAUCGUAACGCUACGGGAUUUCCUUCCCCGUUUUAUGGGCGUGGAGGAGAGAGCCGAAGUGAGACAUCUAAAGUUAGAAAACACGAUGUCCCGGUUCAGGAAACCCUGCAUGAUAGACAUCAAGAUGGGCCACGUGACGUCAGACCCCCUCGCGUGGCCAGAGAAGGUCGCACAAAGACGAUCCAAAUACCCAUAUGCGGAGAAGCUUGGCUUCUCUCUGUCAGGCAUGACGCUGUACAACCCAGAGAAGCGGGAGUUCGAGACAGUGGACAAAUACAUCUGCCACAACUACAGUGUAGACCAAGUUCUAGUGGAAGGUUUAGGCAAGUAUUUCGGCUUCCCUGAGAACCCAAGGAAAGAUGUGAUCCUGUGCCUUCUCCACAAGCUCCAGAGAAUCCGACGAUGGUUUCUCCGCCAGAGACAGUUCGCCUUUUAUGCAAGCUCCCUAUUAAUAGUAUAUGAAGGUCUUCAAAAUGACGACCAACAGAUGAACAGGUCACAGGUGCCUCCAUGUUGCGUGUCACCCGCCCAUGGCCGUGACAAAUGCCACAAAAGAUCAUCUUCCGAUAACACUGGUGAACAGUGUAACUGUUCCGAGGAUCCAAGUGCUCAUGUUGAUACAGAUGCUGAACAACCAUUGGACAACGUCACGCGACCUGUUUCUUCAGCGGGGCACUCAUUGGCUACAUGUGAUAUACCCGAUUGUGUAUUGGACAGUUCUGCAAGGUGUGGUUGUUUGGAUGGAUCUGCCUGCGUGGACUGUUCGUUAGUUGACGUGAGGUUAAUAGACUUCACACAUGCAUUCCGAACGACGGAACGUGAUGACAACUACCUCAGUGGACUCCAGAUCCUCAUCAAUAUCUUGUCUGUUAUGUACCGAUGGGGUUAAAAACCUGUACAUUGCAGACCACAGAGUUUAUGGACAUUUACCGUUGUGCAGAUCAGUAUUAUAGAGUUGUGUACGGUCAGGUGUAACUUCUGAUUCUUAUACUGGCUACAGCUUCAGGGUCUCAUCCAGGAUUUGAAAAGGGUGAGGUUCUUUGAGGGCAAGGGAUUGUGGUGUUGGGGUUGGGGAGGAUGCACGAAAUGAACAAAAACACAAAGGACUGAACAUAGGAUGGGUGGGGCGUGGAGUAAAAUCCCCGCUGCCUCCGCCUGUGAGUUGGAACCUGCAUUCUGUUCGUGAGGGAAACAUUUAAAUGUCUACAUAAACAAGAAUAGGCCAUCA